AUGUAUUUCUUCUUGGGUAACCUUGCCAUAGCUGAUGUUUUACAUGUUUCAGUUACUCUUCCAAAUCUGCUCUCCAUACUCCUAACACAUGACCACCGGAUGACUUUCUCUGCCUGUAUGGCUCAGGUUUACUUCUUCUCCUUGUCAGCCGUGUGUGAUAUUUUUGUGUUGACCUCCAUGUCCUAUGACCGAUACGUAGCAAUCUGUAAGCCGUUACAAUAUUCUUCAUUAAUACGUAAAGAUUUUUGCAAUGCAAUCAUUUUGUUUAUUUAUUUUACGUCUGGUAAUGAUGCAGCAAUCAACGUAAUAGCUACAUCUCUGUUGUCCUUCUGUCCCCCACAAAACGUUGACCAUUUCUUUUGUGAGCUGACUACAUUGUACGCCAUUUCUUCUAGUGAUAGAACAAGUAGAAACGUACUUCUGGUAUUUCAGAUUAUAUUGCUGUCCGCUUUGCCAUUUUUGUUUAUUAUAACUUCCUAUAUAUUCAUCGUUUCUGCCAUUUUGAACAUUAGGUCCUCAAAGGGGCGGCAGAAGGCUUUUUCCAGUUGCUCCUCCCACCUCACCACGGUGAUAAUCUUCUUUGGUCCAAUCAUUAUACUGUACAGUAAACCAGCAUCUGAGCAUUCUAGGGAAUUAGACAAGUUGUUGGAACUGGACAAGUUGUUGUCGUUGUUCUAUACAGCUGUGAUACCAAAGCUCAACCCGUUUGUCUACACGUUGAGGAACAAAGAUAUUUUGAAUGCUUUAGGAACUCUAACAAGGAGGUGGAACAUGUUUUUAGUAAAAUGA
Messenger RNA from Staurois parvus, 789 nucleotides. The record is from the annotation of a GenBank genome assembly. Lineage: Eukaryota; Metazoa; Chordata; Amphibia; Anura; Ranidae.